Messenger RNA from Aspergillus puulaauensis, 2208 nucleotides. Its product is annotated as ankyrin repeat domain-containing protein. The transcript is spliced from 2 exons. Gene Ontology annotation, molecular function: protein binding; aspartic-type endopeptidase activity. The record is from RefSeq and is a predicted model, not a curated record. Bases 1 to 2208 code for a protein of 735 amino acids. NCBI's taxonomy places the organism in Eukaryota, Fungi, Ascomycota, Eurotiomycetes, Eurotiales, Aspergillaceae. Gene Ontology annotation, biological process: proteolysis.
AUGGCGUCUCUUCUGAGCCUUCCACCAGAGCUUCUCUAUGCUAUCAUGAAAGAGCUAGCUCCUGACUGGAAAUAUGACGAAGUGGCCUGGUUUUUGGAAUUGCGAUUAACCAGCCACGGAUUCAAUGACCUAGUUAUCAGGCAGCUUCUUGCUGAUGUUCGAGCAGGCGAUGUCCGAUUGCUGAUAAAGCCUCAAUAUUACCCCCCGAUGGCUGCAGCAUCGGCCACAGCUGCCAAGCUUCUUUCCACUUUAGUCUAUGACUGGCAGCAUGAGCGUAGCUGCAGGAGCCCGCACGCCCUAGUUAACACUGUGUGUAAGGCAGUUGACAAGACGGUUGAUUUCUUCUGCGGCCCAGGUACCGGUGGCGGGCAGGGGAAUCGAGACGAACUGAAAAGGGUCUACACUAAUGCCAUGGUAGCCGUUCUCGUUGGUGUCAAACAACCAAGGGCCAUUGUCAACGCUCUUACUGGUGAAAUCGAUCGACACCAGCUGGAUGGGGAAGGAGAAUGGCGCGGUGCUGCGCUAAUGGCGGCUGCAUAUCUAGGUCGACUUGAAGAUAUGGAAGCACUGCUAAAGCCCGGGGACCUGGACAUCAAUGCGGAUUCUGAGGGUAAGUGGCUCUGUCCACCCCUUAUGGCUGCCGCGUUGGGUGGAAAAGUGGACGUUAUUCGAUUUCUUGCUGGACGAGGAGUCAAUAUGAAAACCCGAACGAAGGAGAAUGGAAAUACUGCAUUGCAUUAUGCCUCACUUGAAGGGAAGGUUGACGCAGUGAAAUUUCUUUUGGAUAAUGGGGCCGAUGCUGAGGUAAAGAAUGAAACGGAGACGCCACUUGCCUGGGCUUCCAACACAGGGUAUGCCAGUGUUGUUUCCCUGUUCCAGUCCACAAAGGAAGUGGAUGUCAGUCAUGGCGAUUGUGGGCGUAAUUGUCCACUAGUUCAUGCUGUCCGGAGGGGGCAUAUGAAUGUCGUCAGGGCAUUAUUCAAGACCAAGCAUGUUGACGGAAAAGUUGCUGCUGAUGAUGAGGAUAGUGAUGAGGACAGCGAUGAGGAUAGCGAUGAGGAUAGCGAUGAGGAUAGCGAUGAGGAUAGCGAUGAGGAUGGCGAUGAGGAUGGCGAUGAGGAUGGCGAUGAGGACAACUAUUAUGAGGAGAGUGAUGAUGAGGAGGACUACCUUGAUUGUGACCUUUAUCGUGGUUUUGCUCAUGUUCUCGACAGUCAUGAUGAACUUAUAGCGCUCUUAUAUGCCUCUGCGUAUAAUGGGAAAGAAGAAAUGUUCCAGCUUCUCUUUUCCCAUAUAUCGGUUGACAAGGAUGACAUGUGCGUGCCUCUCGAGGCAGCAAUCAAGGGCAAGAAGAUGGGAAUUGUGCGAACAAUCAUUGAUGCCUUUCCUGGCAUCCCGAAAGACUUCCAAGCCGCUCUGGGCCGGACAGUUCUGAUGGCCGCAGUGGAAGAUGGAAAUGAAGAGCUCGUCCGAUAUUUCUUGACCCUACGCAGGAUCACCGUUAACAAGCCCAGGUGGCAUGGUCGAACGCCAUUGCACCGUGCCAUUGCAUCCGGCGAUACUGGCAAAGUUUUGGCUCUCCUCGAACAUCCUGAUAUCAAUGUUAAUGCUCGCUCUAGUGCGAGUCGAGUCCGUGCUGGUACACCACUCCACUGGGCGAUUAAUAUGAAGCACCCGAAUCCAGACAUUCUGCGUGCAUUGCUAGACGACCCGCGGAUUAACGUUAACUCCCAGGACAGCAUGAAUAGCACACCUCUCGCGUACGCAGUGUGUCGGGGAAAUAUCGCAUUGGUAAAGACGCUUCUCGCGCGUUACGACGUGCAGCGAGACCCCGACGACAGUGAAGGAAAUACACCGUUACUUCUUGCCGCCUGGUUGGGGAACCUCCCCCUUCUGGAAAUAUUUUUGGAUAUCCCAUGGAUCACCAGAUGGCACAAAAAUAACAAUGGAAAGACGACGCUGGCCCUGGCAGCCCAGGAGGGCCAUGUUGAGGUCGUGAAAAGACUGCUAGAUCCAAGACUUGGUCCAGCAUACUAUGUUUUCGAUGGUGCUAUAACAGCUGUAAACUGCUGGGGUCCGGAACGCUGGUAUUUUGACGGAGAUGGUUGGGUUCGCAGGGAGGACUCUGCACUCGAAGCGGCAUCAUGCCGUAGAGAGGAGAGCUUGAAAUUGAUACUCCGCGCUUAUAGGGAGUUGGGCUUGUAUUAG